Molecule: messenger RNA, 9007 nt
Organism: Trichomycterus rosablanca
Lineage: Eukaryota; Metazoa; Chordata; Actinopteri; Siluriformes; Trichomycteridae
Gene: flncb
Product: filamin C, gamma b (actin binding protein 280)
Exons: 49
Coding region: 249-8564 (2771 amino acids)
Biological process (GO): actin cytoskeleton organization
Molecular function (GO): actin filament binding
Source: RefSeq, a predicted model, not a curated record
GCAGCUUUGAAUGAAACUCAAACUUUGAAGUGCAAGAAACGAGGACAGGAUUCAUCCCCAAGCCGCCUACCUCCUUCCUUUUCGUACUCGGUUCCAACUUUUGAACUUUUUAACUAUUAUUUUCUCCGCGAGAGCGCGCCUGGCACUGCCCCGCGCCGCGCUGAAGUUUCACCCACACACACAUACGCACACAUUUACGAGCGCACACGGCCCAGCCUCACCGAGCGCACUAUAAAACCCAGGAAAACAUGAUGAGCAACAAUGCUUACUACGAGCCUCAGCAGUUCCAGCAGCCGCAGCUUUAUUACUACCAGGACGGCGAGGACGGAGGCGGAGAGGAGGAGAUGCCCGCCACCGAGAAGGACCUGGCCGAGGACGCGCCCUGGAAGAAGAUCCAGCAGAACACCUUCACCAGGUGGUGCAACGAGCACCUCAAAUGCGUCAACAAGAAGAUUUCGGACCUGCAGAAGGACCUGAGCGACGGCCUCAAGCUCAUAGGGCUUUUGGAGGUCCUGAGCCAGAAGAAGAUGUACAGAAAGUACCACGCAAGGCCCAAUUUUAGACAGAUGAAGCUGGAGAACGUGUCCGUAGCGCUCGAGUUCCUGGAAAGGGAGCACAUCAAACUGGUGUCUAUAGACAGUAAAGCCAUUGUGGACGGCAACCUAAAGCUGAUCCUGGGACUGAUAUGGACGCUCAUUUUACACUACUCCAUCUCCAUGCCCAUGUGGGAGGACGAGGACGACGAAGAUGCCAAGAAGCUCACACCCAAGCAGCGCCUUCUGGGCUGGAUCCAAAACAAAGUUCCUCAGCUGCCAAUCAACAACUUCCACCGUGACUGGAGGGACGGCAAGGCGCUGGGUGCCCUGGUGGACAACUGUGCUCCUGGUCUGUGUCCCGACUGGGAGAUGUGGGAUCCCAGUCAGCCCGUGGAGAAUGCCAGAGAGGCCAUGCAGCAGGCUGAUGACUGGCUCGGAGUGCCUCAGGUUAUUGCUCCUGAGGAGAUUGUGGACCCGAAUGUGGACGAGCACUCUGUGAUGACCUACCUGUCUCAGUUCCCCAAAUCCAAACUGAAGCCAGGUGCUCCACUGCGCUCCAAAACCUUGCAUCCACAAAGAGCUAAGGCUUAUGGACCCGGUAUUGAACCCAGGGGUAACAUGGUGUUAAAGCCGGCAGAGUUUGUGGUUGAGACUGUGGAAGCAGGUCUUGGAGAAGUGCUGGUGUACAUUGAAGAUCCUGAGGGUCACACAGAGGAGGCUAGAGUCAUCCCAAACAAUGACAAGCACAGGAGUUACUCUGUAGUCUAUGUGCCCAAGGUGGAGGGCCUCCAUAAGGUGAAGGUGCUGUUUGCUGGGCAGGACAUAAAUCAGAGCCCUUUCCUUGUGAAUGUGUCCAAAGCUCUGGGAGAUCCCAACAAGGUGCAGGCACGUGGCCCAGGCCUGGAACCAGUGGGCAACAUGGCCAACAAGCCUACUUACUUUGACAUCUACACUGCAGGUGCAGGCGCCGGUGAUGUAGGUGUGAUCAUCGUGGACUCGCAGGGCCGCAGGGACACAGUGGAGAUCCUACUUGAGAACAGGGGUGACAGUGUUUUUCGCUGCACAUUCUGCCCUAUGCUGGAAGGACCUCAUGUCAUCUAUGUCACUUUUGCUGGCCAACAAAUACCCAGAAGUCCCUUUACUGUCCAUAUCUCAGAGGCUCCUCCGAGCAGCGUGCCGACCGACUCCCCGGUUCAGAUAAUCCCUCAAUCUAUUCGCACGCCACCCUCCGAAAAGCCCAAGAAAGUGCCGCCCCCAACGCCGCCCAAACCCAGGCGAGCAACAAGUAACCCGAAUGCUUGCCGAGCCAUCGGCCGAGGUCUUCAGCCCAAAGGUGUCCGGGUAAAGGAGGUGGCUGAUUUUAAAGUCUACACUAGAGGAGCAGGCAGUGGAGACUUGCGGAUCAUUGUCAAAAACCCUAAGGGUGGAGAUGAUCCUGUGAAGGUGUGCGACCUCGGAGAUGGGGUGUAUGAGUGCAACUACUACCCUAUUUUUACUGGAAAAUACACUGUGAUCAUCACAUGGGGUGGCCAUGCCAUCCCACGCAGCCCAUUUGAGGUGUUGGUUAGUGAAGACGCAGGACCUCAGAAGGUGAGAGCAUGGGGUCCAGGCCUGGAAACGGGCAUGGUGGGCAAGUCAGCUGACUUUGUGGUGGAAGCUAUUGGCACAGAGGUUGGAACUCUAGGAUUCUCAAUUGAAGGCCCAUCGCAGGCUAAGAUUGAGUGUGAUGAUAAAGGCGAUGGCUCCUGUGAUGUUCUCUACUGGCCCACGGAGCCGGGUGACUAUGCUGUCCAUGUCAUCUGUGAUGAUGAGGAUAUUAAGGACAGCCCCUUCAUGGCUCACAUUCUCCCUGCAGCCAAUGAUGUUUUUCCUGAAACGGUGAGAUGUUAUGGUCCUGGCUUGGAGUGUACUGGCUGCAUUGUAAACAAACCUGCAGAGUUCACUAUAGAUGCUCGAGGAGCAGGGCGAGGCCAGCUAAAGAUCUAUGCUCAGGAUUCAGAAGGCUAUCCUAUUGACAUCCAAAUUACAGACAACGGCGACAGUACUUUCUUUUGUGUCUAUAUCCCCACUAAGCCAAUUAAGCACACUAUCAUCAUCACCUGGGGCGAGGUCAAUGUCCCCAACAGCCCAUUCAGGGUGAACAUUGGAGAGGGUAGCCACCCUGAAAAUGUAAAGGUGUAUGGACCAGGCGUAGAGAAGACUGGUCUGAAAGCCAACGAGCCCACCUACUUUACAGUGGAUUGCAGCGAGGCUGGUCAAGGAGAUGUAAGCAUUGGAAUCAAGUGUGCACCGGGAGUUGUAGGCCCUGCAGAGGCUGACAUUGACUUUGACAUUAUUAAAAAUGAUAAUGACACAUUUACUGUGAAGUACACUCCACCAGGCCCUGGACGUUAUACCAUUAUGGUGCUGUUUGCUGAUCAGGAAAUACCCAUUAGCCCCUUCCGUAUUAAAGUGGACCCCUCCCAUGAUGCUAAUAAAGUAAAAGCAGAGGGUCCAGGACUGUGCAAGACUGGUGUGGAGGUGGGCAAGCCAACACACUUCACAAUUUACACCAAAGGAGCAGGAAAAGCUACACCAGAGGUGCAGUUUACUGGAGCACAUAAAGGAGAGGCUGUCAGUGAUUUUGAGAUCAUUGAUAACCAUGACUACUCCUUCACUGUUCGCUACACUGCAUUGCAGCAGGGUAACAUGAGCAUCUCUGUGCACCAUGGAGGUGAUCCUAUCCCUAAAAGCCCCUUCAUUAUUACUGUCGCUCCUCCGCUGGAUCUAAGCAAGGUCAAAGUCCAAGGGCUUAACACCAAAGUGGAUGUGGGAAAAGACCAGGAGUUUGCAGUUAACACACAUGGAGCUGGUGGUCAGGGCAAGAUGGAUGUACAGAUCACCUCACCAUCUCGACGACCAAUCCCGUGCAAAGUUGAGUCUGGACCGGCCAAUGAAGUGCACACUGUGAAGUACAUCCCACCAGAGGAGGGACCGUACAAAGUGGACAUCAGCUAUGACGGCAACCCUGUGCCAGGAAGUCCCUUUAGUGUUGAAGGAGUCAUGCCACCAGAUCCGUCUAAAGUGCGAGCCUAUGGCCCUGGCCUGAGGGGAGGAAUUGUUGGUCAACCUGCACCCUUUGCCAUAGACACCAAAGGUGCCGGCACAGGCGGUCUGGGCCUGACAGUGGAAGGUCCUUGUGAGGCCAAGAUUGAGUGCCAGGAUAAUGGAGAUGGCUCAUGCUCUGUAUCCUACCUUCCCACUGAGCCCGGUGAGUACGCCAUCAACAUCCUGUUUGCUGAGGCUCACGUGCCCGGCUCCCCCUUUAAAGCCAUGGUGCAGUCUGUAUUCGACUCGAACAAGGUGACGGCCAGCGGGCCAGGAUUGGAGAGGGGCAAAGUCGACGAGGCAGCCUCAUUCACAGUGGACUGCUCCAAGGCGGGCGAGGCCGAGCUCACCAUCGAGAUCAUUUCGGACUCAGGCGCUCAGGCUCAAGUGCAUAUCCAGAACAACAGCGACGGCACUUACUCCAUCACCUAUGUUCCCACGUUCCAUGGCAUGUACACCAUCACUAUCAAAUAUGGAGGACAUGCUGUUCCAAAGUUUCCUGCCCGGGUUCAGGUUGAUCCUGCCAUCGACACCAGUGGGGUCAAGGUUUUUGGACCAGGAGUAGAACCCAAAGGAGUCCUUAAAGAGGUCACCACACACUUCAUCGUGGACACACGGGCCUACAACAAAACUGGAGGCAACCACAUCAAAGCUGUUGUUGUUAACCCAUCAGGCACCAACACAGAUACGUACAUCACAGACAAAGGCGAUGGUACAUACAGAGUGGAGUACACUGCUUAUGAGGAUGGUGUACACAUGAUUGAAGUGUUAUAUGAUGAUGUGCCGGUUCCAAAAAGCCCGUUCAGGGUGUCAGUAGCCGAGGGCUGUGACCCGAGUCGUGUCCGGGCAUAUGGCCCAGGCCUGGAGGAGGGACUGGUCAAUAAAUCCAACCGCUUCACUGUGGAGACUAGGGGUGCUGGUACGGGUGGUCUUGGCUUAGCCAUUGAGGGUCCGUCUGAGGCUAAGAUGUCCUGUAAGGAUAAUAAAGAUGGCAGCUGCAGUGUGGAGUACAUCCCCUUUACUCCUGGAGAGUAUGAUGUCAACAUUACAUUCGGUGGCCUGCCUAUCCCAGGCAGCCCAUUCAGAGUUCCAGUUAAAGAGCUGGUGGAUCCCAGUAAGGUAAGGUGUUCUGGCCCUGGCCUGGGCAAUGGAGUGCGAGCUCACGUUCCACAAACCUUCACUGUGGACUGCAGCAAGGCGGGCCUGGCUCCACUGGAAGUGCUGUUGUACAGUCCAACAGGAGCAACUGAACCUGUAAGCAUUACAGAUAAUGGUGAUGGCACCCACACUGUGAUUUACACCCCAUCCAAGGAUGGCCCUUACACUGUUUAUGUCAAGUACGCAGAUCAGGAGGUGCCACGCAGUCCUUUUAAGGUAAAGGCCCUGCCAGCUCAUGAUGCCAGUAAGGUUCGUGCCAGUGGGCCUGGUCUUAAUGCCUCAGGUGUGCCUGCUAGCCUGCCUGUUGAAUUCACCAUUGAUGCCCGUGAUGCGGGUGAGGGUCUCCUUACUGUCCAGAUCCUGGAUCCAGAAGGAAAAGCUAAGAAAGCGAACAUCAGGGAUAACAGAGAUGGAACAUAUACAGUGUCCUACGUGCCGGACAUGACAGGCCGCUACACCAUCACCAUCAAGUACGGUGGAGAUGAGAUUCCCUUCUCUCCCUACCGCAUCCAUGCUCUGCCCACAGGAGAUGCCAGCAAAUGCUUGGUCACAGUUUCCAUUGGAGGACAUGGCCUGGGCUCAGGACUAGGACCCACCAUUCAGAUUGGUGAGGAGACCGUCAUUACUGUGGAUGCCAAGGCUGCCGGGAAGGGAAAGGUCACAUGCAAAGUGUCCACUCCUGAUGGUGCCGAACUAGACGUUGAUGUGGUGGAGAACUCGGACGGAACAUUCGAUAUUUAUUACACAGCUCCCGAGCCAGGAAAAUAUGUCAUCACUAUUCGCUUCGGUGGAGAACACAUCCCCAACAGCCCCUUCCAUGUGGUGGCAUCUGAUACUGUUCCUAUAAUAGAGGAGCCGUGUGACAAAGUGCAGUUACAACAGCCCUACUCCCCUUACCAGACCUACUCCCCUCACUGGGCUACUGAGGAGCCAGUCACAGCCAUUAAUGGCAUGGAACCCAUGCUGCGUCCCUUCAGUCUGGUCAUCCCAUUUACUGUACAAAAAGGAGAGAUAACAGGUGAGGUGCGAAUGCCUUCUGGAAAGACUGCCCGGCCUAACAUUGCUGACAAUAAGGAUGGCACAGUAACUGUGAAGUACGCCCCUACUGAAAAAGGCCUGCAUGAGAUGGACAUUAAAUAUGAUGGCAACCACAUACCAGGAAGUCCACUGCAGUUUUAUGUUGAUGCCAUCAACAGUGGUCAUGUGACUGCUUAUGGGCCUGGCCUAAGUCAUGGCAUGGUCAACAAACCUUCAGUGUUUACAAUUGUUACAAAGGAUGCUGGAGAAGGUGGUCUGUCUCUAGCAGUUGAAGGGCCCUCAAAGGCAGAAAUCAGCUGUAAGGACAACAAAGAUGGUACUUGCACCGUCUCCUACCUGCCCACCGCACCAGGAGACUAUAAUAUCAUUGUGAAGUUUGAUGACAAACACAUCCAUGGUAGCCCCUUUACAGCCAGGAUUACAGGUGAUGACUCUAUGAGGACUUCCCAGCUGAAUGUGGGCACAGCAACAGAUGUUUCCCUUAAGAUCACUGAGACAGACUUGAGUUCCCUCACAGCAAGCAUCAGAGCUCCGUCUGGUAAUGAGGAGCCCUGUCUGCUUAAGAGACUGCCCAACCGCCACAUUGGAAUCUCCUUCACUCCCAAGGAAGUGGGCGAGCAUGUGGUGAGUGUGAAGAAGAAUGGCAAACAUGUGACCAACAGUCCCUUCAAAAUCAUGGUUGGUCAAUCAGAGAUCGGAGAUGCCACCAAGGUGAAGGUGUUCGGCAAAGGCCUUGUGGAGGGACACACAUUUGAGGUGGCCGAGUUCAUUGUGGACACCAGGAAUGCAGGCUAUGGUGGUCUGGGCCUGUCCAUUGAGGGACCCAGCAAAGUGGACAUUAACUGUGAAGACAUAGAAGAUGGAACAUGUAAAGUUACCUACUGCCCCACAGAGCCAGGCACAUACAUCAUCAACAUCAAAUUUGCAGACCAGCAUGUGCCAGGAAGUCCAUUCACAGUGAAGGUGCUGGGAGAUGGCAGGAUGAAAGAGAGCAUCACCAGAAGAAGACAGGCACCCUCUAUUGCCACUGUGGGCAGCACGUGUGACCUUAACCUUAAAAUCCCAGGAAAUUGGUUUCAGAUGGUGUCGGCUCAGGAGAGGCUAACUCGUACCUUUACGCGCAGCAGCCACACGUAUACUCGUACCGAGCGCACAGAGAUCAGCAAGACACGGGCCGGUGAGACCAAACGUGAAGUUCAUGUGGAGGAGAGCACUCAGCUUGGGGGAGACCCCUUCAGAGAUGUUUUUGGAGGUUUCCUGGGUCCUUUCACUGGCAUGCAGUCCAGUCAGUCUGAGGGCGAGUCAGGCACUCAGGAAAUGACAGCUCAGGUCACAAGUCCCAGUGGUAAGACAGACGAUGCUGAAAUCAUCGAGGGUGAGGACAGUGCCUACAGUGUGCGUUUUGUGCCCCAGGAGAUGGGCCCUCACACAGUUAACGUGAAAUACAGAGGCCAGCAUGUGCCAGGAAGUCCCUUCCAGUUCACGGUAGGACCCCUUGGGGAAGGAGGGGCCCACAAAGUGCGUGCUGGUGGCACUGGACUCGACCGAGGAGUGGCAGGAGUGCCAGCGGAAUUCAGUAUCUGGACGCGUGAGGCGGGUGCAGGUGGUUUGUCUAUCGCUGUGGAGGGACCCAGUAAGGCAGAGAUCUCUUUUGAGGACAGGAAAGAUGGUUCAUGUGGAGUGGCUUACGUGGUCCAGGAGCCUGGUGACUAUGAAGUAUCAAUAAAAUUUAAUGACGAGCACAUACCAGACAGUCCAUUCAUUGUUCCAAUAGCAACACUCUCUGAUGACGCUCGCAGACUUACUGUCACAAGCCUACAGGAGACUGGGCUAAAAGUGAAUCAGGAGGCUUCGUUUGCAGUGCAGCUGAAUGGAGCAAGGGGUAUGAUUGACGCCAAGGUGCACACACCCUCUGGUGCAAUGGAGGAGUGCUACGUCACAGAACUAGAUAAUGAUAAGCAUGCAAUCCGCUUUAUCCCACGUGAAAAUGGUGUCCACUCUAUCGACGUACGCUUCAACGGGAGCCACAUUCCUGGCAGCCCCUUUAAAAUUCGUGUGGGUGAGCAAAGCCAAGUUGGAGAUCCAGGCAUGGUGUCUGCUUUCGGUCCUGGCCUGGAAGGAGGAACCACCGGUGUUCCCUCCGAGUUCAUUGUAAACACAGUCAAUGCCGGAACCGGCGCUCUUUCUGUCACCAUCGACGGACCUUCAAAAGUAAAGAUGGACUGCCAGGAGUGUCCAGAGGGUUACAAGGUCACUUACACACCCAUGGCUCCCGGCAGCUACCUCAUCUCCAUUAAAUACGGGGGACCGCAACAUAUAGUUGGCAGCCCGUUCAAAGCUAAAGUCACUGGUCCACAUCUCUCUGGCGGACACAGUCUUCAUGAGACGUCAUCUGUGCUAGUAGAAACAGUCACCAAGUCAUCCACCAUGGCUGGUUCUUUUGCUUCCUUGCCCAAGUUUUUAUCCGACGCCAGUAAAGUGACGUCACGAGGAUCUGGCCUCUCCAAAGCCUUCAUUGACCAGAAGAACACCUUUACAGUAGACUGCAGUAAAGCUGGGACAAACAUGCUGAUGGUUGGUGUGCACGGGCCAAAGACUCCAUGUGAGGAGGUCUACGUCAAACACAUGGGCAACAGGAUGUAUAACGUCACCUACACGGUCAAGGAGAAAGGAGAUUAUAUCCUUAUUGUUAAAUGGGGUGAUGAGAUGGUACCUGGCAGUCCCUUUCAUGUCACAGUGCCUUAAAAUGGACAUGCUUUACCUUCACUGAACCCCCUCCCUAAUAUCUAUGCAGAGACUCGACUGUCUCUCCCGGAGGAAAGACAGUAAUCACAGAUAUUACCAAAUCAUUUCACUGAUGUUUGUUUGUUGCUGUAAACAAAUCAAGAUGACAUCACAUCAUGGUAUUGCUGAGCUUUUAUGCCAAUCAUUCUCCAUGUUUGCAUACUAUCCUCACUGUUUUUACAAGGUUGUUUAUUCACUAGUGUUACAUCUUUGACUCUUUUUUUGCUGAUAGUUUUUGUAUUUUUUAUUUUUGUGAUUCUAGAGAAUGGAUGAAUGUUCAGCUUAAUAGAUAUGGUCUGACAAAUUAGCAUUAACAUUUGUUAGAAAUCUACUACCCUUUAAUGACUGAAACCACUUUGAAGUUUAUUUUUUUAUUUAUUUAGACUACCUUUUCUUUUAUUGAU